ACAACAUUAGCCCUCGUUUAUUCUCGUAGUUUGGAGAUUUCCUCGUUUCUCUCCAGGACGUUUGGGGACGCGCAGCUCAGGACGCAGCACGGGACGCACCGGAGCGCACGACCAGUAUGAUGGAGAGAUAGCAGUAGGAAGAAGAGAAAAUGUCUUUUUUUGGCAUGGACUGUGUCAAGAAAAAAGAGCAAGAGCUGGAGAGGAAGCUCCGCGCCAACGACCGCGAGUACAACCUCCCCUUUAAGUAUGCAACAAAUGCCAUCAAGACCUCCAAGUACAACCCCUUCACCUUCCUACCUCUUAACCUGUUUGAGCAGUUCCAGAGGAUUGCUAAUGCCUACUUUCUGUUUCUUCUGGUGCUCCAGGUGAUUCCUCAGAUCUCCUCUCUGUCCUGGUUCACCACAGUCGUGCCUCUGGUCCUCGUGCUGACAGUCACCGCUGCCAAGGAUGCCACUGACGAUAUUAAUCGCCACAGGAGCGAUAAUCAAGUCAACAACAGAAAAGUUAAAGUCCUUAUUGACAGAAA
Molecule: messenger RNA, 526 nt
Organism: Notothenia coriiceps (black rockcod)
Lineage: Eukaryota; Metazoa; Chordata; Actinopteri; Perciformes; Nototheniidae
Product: probable phospholipid-transporting ATPase IM
Exons: 6
Biological process (GO): Golgi organization; phospholipid translocation
Cellular component (GO): plasma membrane; trans-Golgi network
Molecular function (GO): ATPase-coupled intramembrane lipid carrier activity
Source: RefSeq, a predicted model, not a curated record